This is a messenger RNA of Bactrocera oleae (olive fruit fly), 8285 nucleotides long. RefSeq names its product ubiquitin like 3 (gene UBL3). Gene Ontology annotation, molecular function: protein binding. NCBI's taxonomy places the organism in Eukaryota, Metazoa, Arthropoda, Insecta, Diptera, Tephritidae. The record is from RefSeq and is a predicted model, not a curated record.
GUGCUCAACUUGUAUAAAUUGUUGGCUUCGCUAUACUGUUGCUUAAUUCUCAUUGUAAAUUACUAAAAUUAACAAACAAAAUAAUAUUCUUUACGAUUUAUCCGAUUGUUAAGACAACGAUAAAUAUUUUACCACCGACACCCAGCUGGUGAUAAUCGAUAAAAUAUUUGGUACUUUUCUUGCAACCUGCCAAUUGAUAUUGGACUCUGCUGGUUACAUUGGUCGCCUGCAAAUUGCCCAGCACACAUUGUUUUGUUGUUGUGGUGAGCGGUUGGUUUGCUAGUUUGCUAGUUUUCUAGUACGCAAGUUCGCAAGUUCGCUUUUGUAACGUUGAUGACGGCGGUGAAAAGCAACGUUUGGCUUAAACUUUUUCGCAUUAAAGUUUUGUAAUGUGUUUGAGCGGAAAGUCGCGCAUGAAAGCAUAGAGUUUUCCAAAAAAAAAAUAAUUGCAAUACGCAUAAAUUAAUAAAAAAAAUUCAACCAUUUAAUUUAAAACUGAGUUUUGUGCGUAUGUGUGCUCAACGUAAAAAGAACAACAUUUUGUUGUUGUGUGCUGCACAAAGCUGCAGUGUUUAUUGGUCGAGUGUGCGAUUUUUAUUGCGAGAGCUCGGGAAAUUUGUGUAAAUCGAUUCAUAUAGGAGAAAAUUAUAGAGAAAGGAUUUUAAGUAAAUACAAAGCGUGAAAUUCUUUCUCCGAAAAAGAAGCAAGAGGAAAAUAAUAUAAGUACGACUAUAUUUUGUUUGUGCAAAUUGGAAAAAAUAUAAACUAAUUCGUUAUGGUUUAAGUGAUAUUGUAAAGUAAAAGAAACAAAAAUUGCUCAUUGUGUGUUGCUUAUGUUGUUGCUACAAUUGCGACGUAUCGUGUUGUUUUCGCUGCCAACAACUUUUAAUUCUCUACACUAAAUGAAAAAUCGCCUUUUGGCUGGUAAAUAUCUGAAGAGCACUAAAUUUGAGUUUUCGCUCAAGGUCAAUAACAGCGUAAUAAAAAUACAGAAAUAAAAAUUAAAAUUAAAAAAUCGAAAAUUUAAAAACGCACAUUUGCUGAAAUUCUUCGUUGGCGGUACAGUAGCAGCGAUAAUGUCGACAACUUCAUCUAUUGAUACACCCACAUCUCCGAGUGCGCCAUUGCCAUCCCAUCAAUCACACCAUAACCACCACCACCACCGGCACCAACAUCAACCUCAACAACAUCAAUAUCAACAGCAUCAGCAUCAGCAUCAACAUCAUCCGCAUCAGCAUACGACUACAGCAAUUGUUGUCAGCGCUGGCGCUGGCUCCGGCCAUCAUCACACCAAUUCGGCCAAUAAUUUCACUCACUUCAGCCGUCAUCGCACCCAUUCGUCCUCAUCUUCAUCGAAUAAUUCUUUUAGUGGCGUCACUGGUGUUACCUCCAUGAAGUCUGGCACAGCAGUAGGUAACACCAAUAAUGUCAACGGUAACGGUAACGGCAACGGCAACUCUAAUGGCAAUGGCAACGGCAACGGUAAUAACUAUAAACCAAAUAACAGCAAUGACGGCAGUAGCUUCAGUGGUAACGGCUGUGGCGGUGGCAAUGCGGGCAAUAUUCACAAUCAAUCAACACACUCACUACUGACCCCGUCAUCGUCGACAUCCUCGUCACCUUCAGUAUCGGCCUCGGCCUCCACUUCGGCUGCUGUGCAUCACUCACAUCCGUACCAACAACAAAAUCCCCCGUUGCAGCAGCAACAUCAGCAGCAACAGCAACAACAACAAUACACUUCGUAUUCACAACGCGGCGUUGCAAGGCCAUCAACGUCAUUCUCGACCCCUGACGGCACUGUAACCGCUGUGGCCGUCACGACCAUCUCCACGAACACACCGGGCAGCAUGAAGCGCCAUCACACCGACGUAUCGGUGUGCUCGUCCGGUUCAUCGUCGUCUUGCUGCUCUAGCACCGGUUCGGUUUCGGCAGUCGGCGUUAUGGGCGCCGCUGGCUCUACAGUGAAUGCUGCCAUCGUAACUACACCAUCUGUGGUAAGCAGCAAUGGCGGUGCGGUGAUUACGCAGAAAUUGAGCAGGACAAUUCCAUCAGAUAAGAUAAAUUUACGUUUAAUACUCGUUAGUGGCAAAACAAAAGAAUUCCUAUUUAAUCCAUCAGAUUCUGCUGGUGAUAUCGCACAAACAGUAUUCGAUAAUUGGCCUGAAGAUUGGGAGCGUGAAGCGGUCUCCAAGGCCGAAAUACUACGUCUCAUAUAUCAAGGCAGAUUUCUACAUUGCAAUGUAACUUUAGGCGCACUGGGACUUCCGCUGGGCAAAACGACUGUUAUGCAUUUAGUGCCGCGUGAUAAUUUGCCAGAACCCAAUUCGCAAGAUCAAAGGCAGAAAAGUAAAGGCGGUUCCAGUAGAUGCUGUUCAACGACAUGCUGUAUUUUGUAACUAAAUUAGCUCAUAGUAAAUAAAUUAAUUUAAAUAUAUAAUAUAAUAAUUAUAAUACAUACAUACAUACAAAAAAUCAAAACAAAAAAAAACAGGAACGGAAGAAAAAUAUAUUUUCUAAUAAAUGAAAUAAAUAGAACUCAAAUAAUCGAGCAUAGUUUUAAAUCAAAACUAAAUAAUAAUAUUAAUUAAAAUAAAAUUGAUAUAAAAGCGAAGAUGUGAAUUUAGUGAACAGUUUCAAACGUGAAGCUUAUGAAACCGCGAAACGUAGCUGGCAAAUUUUUAAAACAAUAGUGAAAAUUAAUAAAAAAAAAAAUAUAUACUUAUAUAUCUAAAAUUUACUGAGAAAACUGAAAAAUCGGAGCACGACUCAAAAAUAAAAAUGAAAACCAAAAGAUAAUAAUUUAAAAAAAGCAACAACAAAUUAUAAGCAACAGUUAUGUAAGUAGGUACAUACGCAUAAGUGUAGGAUUCUAAGGGAACUUAGAGGUUUACAGUUGCCGACCGGUGAACUCGUGCAGAACGGUUAUAAUACAAGUAUUUAUAUGAUAACACAAUAUUAUAUACUAACUUAUAAUAUUUAAACACUUCUAUUUAUGUAUGUAUGACAUGUAAUUGUAGAUAUAAUAUUUAUGUUAAUAAAAGUAGUGAAUUACAAAGAGCCGAGAGCAGAGUUCGAAGAAAACCGGUUAUGUGACGCGGGCAGUUUUAAAUACAAUAACAAAAUGUAACGGUAUAUGGUAAACGGUAAAUGCAAAUUUACAAAUGUCCAAAUGCUAACUGCUGAAUAACGGUGUUGUGUGACAGUUGAAGAAAUCGAAAGAAGGCGUAGAAUAGUGCUAGGAGGGGAGGGGAGGAUAAAGUGGGGUGUUGAAUUGAAAUUGAAUUUAGAUAUUGCGUUAUUCCUUCCAUUUUCAUUCAGUUGUUAUUGUAAAGUGUUUGCUAGCUAAAUUUUACUUUAAAUUUACAUUUAAAAUAUAUAUAUAUAUAUCUACAAUUUACCGUUACAAUCGAGCUGUAUGUGAUUGAUGAUUGUUUGAUUGAUUGUCUGCUUUAUAAUGCUAUGCCGCUUCGAAACAAAAGCGUGAGAUGCAAAUUUUAAAACAAAAAAAAAAUAUAUAUACAAAAGCGGUCAAUAGUAAAUGCGAAAAGGGAUUAAAGCAAAUGCAGAAUAUGUAAUAAGGCAAAUGAGAAGCACGAAAUCCGUUAUGUAUGUAUUUAGUAUGGAAUUUGCGCUGGCAACUGUUUGUGUAGCUGAUUUAUAUAAAUAUAUUAUAUGUGUGUAUGUAACUAAAAGUGUUAUUUGUAUAUUCUGUUAAAUCAACUUUUUUUUCGGAUGCAAAAAAUUACAAGAAGAAAAAACAAAAAUCAACACAAAAGCAAUUCUCGCAGUAUGUCUUUCACCUAUACAAAAACAUGCGCAUGGUUUGGUGUACAUACUUACAUGCAUAUGCAUGCGUGUCAUUGUGUGAAAUACACAAAAUUAUUAAAUAAAUUAAAAUAUUACAAAUAAAAACAACAAAAAAUUAAGUAUUCUACAAAUACAAAGCAAACUAGCCAUGGGAAAUAAAAUGCAGCCGCGUUAAAUACAAAAAAAAAAAAUAAAGUUAUGUAACAAAAAAUAUGGCACAUACACAUACACACAAUAUAAAAAUUUACAAUAUGAUUCAUAAUACAUGACAAUGAUCUAUGUACAUACAUAGUAUAUUGCAUUAAAAAAAUCAGGAACUUACCAAACAACAGUAAAAUGAAAGCGAAAAACAAAAACAAUAAAACAAAAUGCAUAAUUUAAUUAAAUAAAAAAAUAUAUAUAUUGUACUACAAAUCAAAUAAACAAUAGUCAAAAAUGCUAAUUUAGUGUUCAUUGCCGUGUUUAUAGUUACCAACAUCAAAAUAAUUUUUAUGAAAAAAAACAAGCGUAAAAACUUGCGUACAAGAAGUAAAACUAACAGUUAUGUGGAAAAUAAGUAAAAAAAAAUAUUAAAAAAAGUAAAUAUUAUUUUUUUCCUAAUUAAUUUUGCGCCCUACACAACUUAAAAUAUUAAAAACAAGCUUCUGAACUGAGAAAUACUAUAGGGAUCUUCAAUUAGAAUCCUUUACAAAAAAAAUUCACAAAGUUUACAUCUUUGAGUGUUCUCUUGCCUAUUAUUUUGCUGAAUAUUAAUCAAGAUCAGUUACCGUUACUCUUACUCUACAUAUAUAGGUUUGUAUUUUUCAACUUGAAAUUAUCAAUCAAAUCAAAAUUGUCAUAAAAGUCUUAUUAGUCUCGACAAAAAAUUUCCUAACCUCAAAUAAUUGAGAUUGUAGUAAUUAUUUGAAGAAAAAAACAUGUAUUCAUAUUAGCAUGCUUCAAAAAAAUUUAAUUUUUUUUUCAACUCUCAACCUUUUAAAUAUUUCUAUUUGAAGUAAAAAAUGCUCAACAAACAUGAGCCUUAUUGAUCAACUCUAAGGAGUCGCUAUUUUUUUUUUUCUAAAAUGUCCUAAAAUUGGCACGAAAUGCUGAAAAAGUCUAUAAUGCUUCUCGACUUGCUCGUUAACAGUUCACAAAAGAAUUAAAAAACAGUUUCUGAGACAACAAUUAAUCUAAAAGUUUUAUUUUUGAAACACGUUGUUGAUUCGAAAUACCCUUCUUGACUUUUUUAUAUUAUCUGUUAAUGAAACUAAUUUGCAAGCCGUUUUUGAAAUUAAUACUAACUUUUAUUUCAGCAAAAUAUUUUAAAACGAUCUUUUCGAUUUUUGAAUCAUUUAUUAGUUCCUGUCGAACAAAUAUAUCUGUAUAAUUCGGAUGGUAAUAUAUCUCCAAAUAUUUGUAGAUGGUUUCGCGUGCAAAUACUCAAUAAAAUUUAAAUAAGAAAGUAUAACUAUGGAAAUAAAACUGAAGUCAAAAUGUGACAUUAUUUACUUCCUUUUAUAUUGUUUUCUUGAAGCACGGCUCUUCUUAUAUCUUUCUCAAUUCUACGAAAGAUUUAAAAUAUGAUUUCCCAACAUAAUACAAUAAAGUUUGCGUUAAUAUUGUCGAAAAUAACCGUUUUCCAAUUUCCGAUUGCUGUUGUCAAGUCUAACUAUAAGAUUAAAAAAUAUGAAGAAUUCAAACUCCGCACUCGAAAACUCGUAAAAAACCCAAGACUUUUGCAACCAAAUUUAUUUUCAUACUUGUAUUUUUUUAAUUAUUUCAAUCUCACGCUCUCGCUCCGCGCGGAAGUUCAAGCACCCCUUUCCUAUCUUUUAUACUACUACAUACAAACUUACAUGGGAUAUUAAUUUGAAAUUACUCGGUCGCAACUCCAACCUCUGACUGAUUAGUUUAAUUGCUGUAUAUAUAUGAUAUCCCAAGCUUUUACUCGUUUCAUAUUUAUGUAUGUAUGUAUUUUUGUUUUGUUUUACCAUAAGAUAAACUUAAUUAAAAGUUCAUUGCCAAGUAUUUUAUGUACAUGCAUACGCGUGCAUUUGUAUGUACAUACGUAUGUUUGUAUGUAUUUUUGUUAAAUUGUAAAAUAAUUAUUAACUAAUUAUUAUUAUUAUUUUUAUCGUCGACGUCUUCAUUUUUGUCCCACUUCCUAUUUUAUGUAUGUAUGUAAAUUUUUAAAUGUAUAGAAAGUAGUAAAUCUGUUAAAAUAUGUAAAAUUUUAUUAUAUGGAAAAAUGGCAAACUUAUUGACUAAAUAAAUAAAUAUGUAAAUCAAAAUUGUAAAAAAUAUUAAAUUUAAUGAAAAAAAAUAUAAAAGUAAUUGUUUUUGUUUAAUCUCUAAUAUUUUCUAUUAGAAAAAAAAAUUUUUUUUGUUUUUAUUUAUUAUAAUAUUUCUUCAUUAUUUAUUUAUUUAUUAAUAUUUUUAAGUUUAUGUUUUCACUAUUUUAAAAUUGUUUUAGUUUAGUUUGUGAGAUUUAUUUUUAGAAAAAUUUAUUUUUGUUAUUUAAUUUUUUUUAUUUGUUAUUUAAUUUAAUUUUUUUGUUAUUUAAUUUUUUAUUUUUGGUUUAUUCUCUAAUAUUUUCUAUUAGAAAAAUUUAGUAAUUUUUUUGUUUCUAAUUUUUCAUUAUUUAUAAAUUUUUUAAUAUUUUUAUUUAUAAUAUAUAAUAUUCCUAUUUUUUUUAAUUAUAUGGUUUUACUCUUGAAAAUUGUUUCCAUUUAAUUUCUGAUAUUUUUUUUUGAAAAAUUUAGUAAAAUUUUUAUGUUUUCUUUAAAUCUUAUUUCUUAAUUUUUUUUAUUUAAGCAUACAUUUUUUUAAUUAUAUCAUUUUUUUUGGGUUUGUGUUUUAUUUAUAUAUUUAAGGUCGAUUUUCAGUGUAAAAUAUAUUUAAUUUUUUUAAAUUUAUUUAUUUUUUGUUUCUUUAAAAAAAAAAAAAUUUAUUUAUUUAUUAUAAUUUUUUUUAAUCCUAUUUCUUUAUUUUCUGUUUUAUUUGGCAUUUCUGUUAUUAAUUUUUUUAGGUAUUCCAUGGUACAUUUUCUGUGUUGUUUAAUUAUAUUUUUAUUCGUGGGGAAUAUUGUUUUAAAUAUUGGUUGAAUAUUAUAACUUUUUUUCGGCAAAUGUUUAUUUAAUAUUUAUUUAUUUUUUUUAAAUUUUAUUUAUUGGCUUAGUUGUAUUCUUUUGUUAUUGUUUAUUUUGUUUAAAAUUCUAUGAACGAUUUUCUGGGUUUUUAUUUAUUUGUAGUUUUAGUUUUUUUUUUUGUGUUAAAUUUAUUAUUUUGGUUUUGAGUGGGCCGGGUUUUUCUUUUUAUUUGAAUAUUAAUUGUUUUGUUAUACAAAAUUUAUUAUUUUUUUUUUAAGUUUUAAACUUUAUGCCCGUUAGUUGACCACAAAAAAAUAUAUUCUCGGAUUAUGACAAUAUUGGGUGUUGUUAUUAAUAGUGUAGGGCAAAUAUUUGUAGUUUUUAUUUAGUUUAUUAAAUUUUUGAGUUUAUAUAUUUUAUAAUAUGUUCAUGUUGUUUUAUUUUUAAGUUUCAUAUAUUUUUAUUAUUAUUAAAUUUCUUGAAAAAAAUUUGUUAAGUUAUAAUUUAUUAUAGUAUUUUUCUAUAAAUUAUAAAUACAAUGCUAAGUAUUAAUGACAAAAAUAUUAAAAAUUGUGAGAUUCUUAUGCUUAUAGGUGUAUUAGUAUGUUAGUAAGAAAAUGAUAUUAAAAUUAAAUAUUUAAAUAUACUAAGUAAUGGUUUUUACCGAGUUGUUAAAUGUAUUUCGAAUUUAAUUAUUUUUUGAUUUCUUAUGAACUAUGAAAAUAUUUAUGUAAAUUCCAAAAAAAUAUUAUUAAAAAAAAAAAAAUAAAAAUGCAAACAAGGUUUAUGUAGAUGUUUACUAGAACGUUUAAGUAUCCCGAUCUAAUGAAGCCGUUGGUGCUAACCCAGAAGCGAGCUAGCACCUUAGCGUGAGAAUAGUAGGUAAAUAUAUACAUAUACUUAUAUAUACAUAUACAGAUAUAUAUAAAUAUAUAGUAUAGUACAUAAUAUACGAGUAUAUAAAUAAUUAUGUUAUAAUUUAAUUAAAGCAACUAUGAUGAUAAUAAAUACAUAUACACAUGCAUAUAUAUACAUAUAUAUAUAAGUGAAUAUCUAGAGUGAUGAAACUGUGUUUGUAAUAUUUCUUUUCAAUACAAAUGAUUUGGCAACACUGUACGAAAAGUACAAGGAAAUAAGGUUUACGUAGCGUAGUUUUUUUCUUCCCCUUCUAAUAAAAAGAUUAAGUAUUAAAUUAUUAAAACAUAAAUAAAAUAAAUGCAAAAAAAAAACAGAACAGGCAAAAGAGAAGAACACAAACAAACGCGAGUAAAAUGUGUAAACAUACGCAAAGCAAGAUGUAAAUGUCACUUAAUUUAAUCAAUGCGAUUAAAUUAAAUGAAGAAACAAUAAACGUGAUCAUAAGCAUAGAAUAAAUUAAACUUAAAUACAAAAAUAAAUAAAUGCAAA